AUGCGGUCGACAUCGAAGGGUUGGGUGCGUGUGCGUGGGUCUCGGGUGACAGACACCGCGCGCAAAUCUUGGGACGUCAGGGUGUCACAGCGUCAGCUCUGGUCCCAGACUCGGCCUCGCCUGGAGAGGCGCAGCCGGGCCGCCUCGGUCCGCGCCAGCGCCUCUGUCGGGACCAAGACCCUGAAGGUGGGCACCCGAGGGUCCCCCCUGGCCCUGGCCCAGGCGUACCUGACCCGCGACCUGCUGAAGGCUGCCUUCCCGCACCUGCAAGAGGACGGUGCCCUUGAGGUGGUUAUCAUCAAGACGACAGGGGACAAGGUCCUGAACCAGCCCCUGGCCGACAUCGGCGGCAAGGGCCUCUUCACCAAGGAGAUUGACGACGCCCUGUUGGAGGGUCGAAUCGACAUCGGGGUGCACUCCAUGAAGGAUGUGCCUACUUAUCUGCCAGAGGGCACGGUGCUGCCCUGCAACCUGCCGCGCGAGGACCCGCGCGACGUCUUCAUCUCCGCGCGCUACAGUUCCCUGGCGGAGCUUCCCGAGGGCGCGGUGGUGGGGUCGGCCUCUCUGCGGCGCCAGGCCCAGCUGUUGCACACCUACCCCCACCUCCGCGUCGUCAAUUUCCGCGGCAACGUCCAGACCCGCCUGCGCAAGCUGCAGGAGGGCGCCUGCGACGCCACGCUGCUGGCCCUGGCGGGACUGAAGCGCCUGGGACUGGAGGACAAGGCCACCUCCAUCCUGGGGCUGGAGGACAUGCUGCCCGCCGUGUCACAGGGGGCAAUCGGCAUCGCAUGCCGGGAAGGCGACGAGCCGGUGCUGGAGUACCUGCGCACGCUGAGCCAUGAGGACACGCGCCUGGCAGUGGUCUGCGAGCGCGCUUUCCUCGCGGCGCUGGACGGCUCCUGCCGCACCCCCAUCGCGGGGCUGGCACAGAAGACUGCGGAUGGGAGGCUGUCCUUUAGGGGCCUGGUGGCCGACACAGAGGGGAAGCAGCUGUUCCAGACCACGCGUGAGGGCCCCGCCACAGAGGAGGACGCGGUAGCCAUGGGGAAGGACGCAGGGGCGCAGCUGAAGCGGGAGGCCGGAGCAGACUUUUUCAACUGGUAG
Auxenochlorella protothecoides is the source of this 1104-nucleotide messenger RNA. Its product is annotated as Porphobilinogen deaminase, chloroplastic. Gene Ontology annotation, biological process: heme biosynthetic process. Gene Ontology annotation, molecular function: hydroxymethylbilane synthase activity. Lineage: Eukaryota; Viridiplantae; Chlorophyta; Trebouxiophyceae; Chlorellales; Chlorellaceae. The coding region runs from base 1 to 1104 and encodes 367 amino acids. The record is from RefSeq and is a predicted model, not a curated record. The transcript has 5 exons. Gene Ontology annotation, cellular component: cytoplasm.